CCUCGACCCGUUUGGAAAUAUCCGAAAUAAACGCGCACAACUUACAUUUUUAUUUAUUAUUUUUAUUAAAAUUCAUUCAUAAUUCAUACAAGCUUCUUGUGAACUAACCGCUCCACUCGCCGGAGCUCUCUCCCACCGACUUCAUCAACCUCUUCACACGCUUUCGGAAUUGGCAAACCCUAAACACACGUGCGAGAGAAGGACUACUCUACAAUCUAAACAACAACUACAACAACAACAAGAUUACUGCUCUGCUUUGAUCGAUCGUCUUCCAAACACAGAACUUAGAGAAGCUGAUAUGGGAAUGGAUUACUAUGACGUUUUGAAGGUGAAGCGGAACGCGACAGAGGAGGACCUGAAAAAGGCUUACCGGAGGUCGGCGAUGAAGUGGCAUCCGGACAAGAAUCCGGUGAACAAUAAGGCAGCAGAGGCCAAGUUCAAGCUCAUAUCUGAAGCUUAUGACGUCCUUGCUGAUCCUCAGAGACGUCAGAUCUAUGAUCUCUAUGGUGCCGAAGCUUUAAAGUCGGUUGACUUCAACUCUUCAUCGUCACCUUCUUCUUCUCCUGGUUCUUUCGGUCAGGGGAUGAGAAAUAAUAACAAUGGCGGCUCUCGGUUCCCGUUCCAUCCUCGUGAUCCGGACGAUAUUUUUGCAGAGUUUUUUGGUGGAUCUGAUGAUGGUAAUGGAGAUAGUCGGAAGCAGAAGAGUAGUAGUACUAAUACUGGCAGCAAAGCACCACCGAUUGAGGAAAAGUUGGCGUGUAGCUUGGAGGAUCUCUUUAAAGGAACUAGAAAGAAAAUGAGUAUUUCUAGAACGGUUAUAGAUGAUUUUGGUAAUCCAAAGACUAUUGAUGAAAUUUUAAAGAUUGACAUUAAACCUGGUUGGAAAAAGGGUACCAAAAUCACUUUCCCAGAGAAAGGUAACCAAGAACCUGGAAUCACUGCAUCAGAUCUGAUCUUCGUUAUCGAAGAGAAACCACAUGGUGUUUUCCGGAGAGAUGGGAAUGACCUUGUGGUUAAGCAGAGAAUAUCCUUACUUGAGGCUUUAACAGGGAAAACUCUGAAUUUAACAAGCUUGGAUGGGAGGAUUCUCAGUAUCUCAGUAACAGAUAUAGUUAAGCCUGGUCAUGAAGUAGUGAUUCAGAACGAAGGAAUGCCCAUUUCAAAAGAUCCCAACAAAAGAGGUAAUCUGAGAAUCAAGUUUGACGUGAUGUUUCCAUCGAAGCUUAAUUCAGAACAGAAAUCUGAUUUGAGAAGGGUUCUGGGUAGAGCUGAUAACUAGUCAAGACCCAAGAGGAUGUUGAUGACACUGAUUUAUAACAUUUAAGAUCAAAAAACAUGUAAAUACAUAACACUUUCCCAUGCUUAAGAGAAAGUAUUGAUGUGCAUAGUAGGAAAAGAGUUUGAAAGAGUGGAGUCAAGGGUAUUAAUUUAUAAAUUAGUUGGCAGGUGACAACUUUGGUCUCUUUCCUUUUCAAACUAUAUAGUAGCAACUUUUUCUUAAUGUAGUUAUUUAAUGCAAGUUCUUUGUGGAAUAAUCAUAUUUUCGUUAUGUAA
Molecule: messenger RNA, 1554 nt
Organism: Humulus lupulus (European hop)
Lineage: Eukaryota; Viridiplantae; Streptophyta; Magnoliopsida; Rosales; Cannabaceae
Exons: 2
Coding region: 299-1279 (326 amino acids)
Cellular component (GO): cytosol
Molecular function (GO): protein-folding chaperone binding
Source: RefSeq, a predicted model, not a curated record